This is a messenger RNA of Rotaria sp. Silwood1, 678 nucleotides long. The record is from the annotation of a GenBank genome assembly. NCBI's taxonomy places the organism in Eukaryota, Metazoa, Rotifera, Eurotatoria, Philodinida, Philodinidae.
AUGUCAGUUGGAGGUGCUGGUGCAUAUCCAGAAACAUCAGAUGCAAUGGCCGCUCGACUCGUAUCCGAGAGAGGAGUUUAUAUCACGUUUUCGCAAGGAAAUGAUGGAGCUCAAGGUCUUCAAACAAGUGGAAGUCCAGCUAUUUCAUCUGGUGCAAUGGCAAUAGCUGUUCGAUGUGAUAAAGCAGCAGUAGCCGGUGCAAUUGGUUGUCUCAUAUAUAAUGUUGGUGCCAUUUCAGGAUCUGCGAGUAUUCCAAGUGGAAGCAUUAGUUUAGCAGAUGGUCAACGCAUUACUGCAAUAACGACAGAAAAUCCUUCAGCUGUGUUUACAUUCACCAAUUUACUUGAAUUUGGGCCUGUUCCAACAGCCGGAACACCUUCUCGAUUCUCAUCACUUGGUCUCACAGGUGAUCUAUUAUUUAAACCACAAAUUAGUGGUAUUGGUGGUUAUGUUUAUUCAACAAUUUCAUCCUUCGCUACCAAAGCUCAAAAAUUGCCCACUGCAUAUGCUUCCUAUUCUGGUACAAGUAUGGCUUGUCCUUAUGUUGCUGGGUAUGUAUAAAUUUGCUUUUAUCACAUUCACAUUAAGUUUAGCUUCGUUAAGAAAACCGUUCUCUUGAUUCAAAUGAGAUAAACUAUUCAUCUAUCGAAAUUUGAUGAGAGCCGAACCAUAUCAUUC